CCAUGUUGGGUGUAUGUUACAGCAGGAAUGUGUAUAUCAACAAAGGGAUCGAACAUAAUAUGUGACUUGUGAUCAAUAAAUCCUGGCUGAUUAAUAGACGAACUGAGCUCAUUGGAAAAUACUUUCCCUAAAACAGAAACAGCAGCUGUCAAUCUCUAUUUGAUAUUGCCAGCAGCAGAAGUUUUUCUAAAGAACAGGACACCAACAGAACUAUACUAAGCAAGAUUAUGAAGAAAUCUUUUAAUAAGACAACCAAGGAUUCCAGCUCUCCAAACUCAAGCAAUUUCUCAGAACCCUUUAUGUCUACAAAGGAGAUCAUAAACACAAAACCUUUCUCAUGUUCUGAAUGCGGAAAAUGUUUUCGCUGGCAUUCACACUUUGUUCUACAUCAGAAAACUCACACAGGAGAGAAACCUUUCUCAUGUGCUGAAUGUGGGAAAUGUUUUAGCCAUAACCCGGCUCUAGUUUCACAUCAGAGAAUUCACACAGGAGAGAAACCUUUCUCAUGUUCUGAAUGCGGAAAAUGUUUUCGCUGGCAGUCACACUUUGUUCUACAUCAGAGAACUCACACAGGAGAGAAACCUUUCUCAUGUGCUGAAUGUGGGAAAUGUUAUAGCAAUAACCCGGCUCUAGUUUCACAUCAGAGAACUCACACAGGAGAGAAACCUUUCUCAUGUGCUGAAUGUGGGAAAUGGUUUCGCUUGCACUCAUCUCUUGUUUUACAUCAGAGAACUCACACAGGAGAGAAACCUUUCUCAUGUUCCGAAUGUGGGAAAUGUUUUAGCAAUAACCCGACUCUAGUUUCACAUCAGAGAACUCACACAGGAGAGAAACCUUUCUCAUGUGCUGAAUGUGGGAAAUGUUUUAGCGUGCACUCAGGUCUUGUUCAACAUCAGAGAACUCACACAGGAGAGAAACCUUUCUCAUGUUCUGAAUGUGGAAAAUGUUUUAGCGGGCACUCACAUCUUGUUACACAUCAGAGAACCCACACAGGAGAGAAACCUUUCUCAUGUUCUGAAUGUGGGAGAUGGUUUAGACAUAACACAUCUCUAGUUAGUCAUCAGAGAACUCACACAGGAGAGAAAACUUUCUCAUGUUCUGAAUGUGGGAGAUGGUUUAGACAUAAAACAUCUCUAGUUAGUCAUCAGAGAACCCACUCAGGAGAGAAACCUUUCUUAUGUUCUGAAUGUGGGAAAUCAUUUAGCUGUACACAAUCUCUUGUUAGACAUCAGAGAACUCACACAGGAGAGAAACCAUUCUCAUGUUCUGAAUGUGGAAAAUGUUUUGUCAAUAAAACGAAUCUUGUGCUUCAUCAGAGAACUCACACAGGAGAGAAACCGUUCUCAUGUUCUGAAUGUGGAAAAUGUGUUAGUAGUAAGGCAAAUCUUGUUAUACAUCAAAGAACUCACACGGGAGAGACACCGUUUGCAUGUUCUGAAUGUGGAAAAUGUUUUAGCUGUACACAAUCUCUUGUUAGACAUCAGAGAACUCACACAGGAGAGAAACCAUUCUCAUGUUGUGAAUGUGGAAAAUGUUUUGUCACUGAAACAAAUCUUGUGUAUCAUCAGAGAACGCAUACAGGAGAGAAACCAUUCUCAUGUUCUGAUUGUGGAAAAUGUUUUAGUCGUAAAGACACUCUUGUUAAACAUCAGAAAAUGCACACAGGAGAGAAACCAUUCUCAUGUUCUGAAUGUGGAAAAUGUUUUGUCAAUAAAACAAAGCUUGUGCUUCAUCAGAGAACGCACACAGGAGAGAAACCAUUCUCAUGUUCUGAAUGUGGAAAAUGUUUUAGUAGCAAGGCAAUUCUUGUUAUACAUCAAAGAACUCACACAGGAGAGACACCGUUCUCAUGUUCUGAAUGUGGAAAAUGUUUUAGUAGUAAGGCAAUUCUUGUUAUACAUCAAAGAACUCACACAGGAGAGACACCGUUUGCAUGUUCUGAAUGUGGAAAAUGUUUUGUCAAUAAAACAAAGCUUGUUCUUCAUCAGAGAACGCACACAGGAGAGAAACCAUUCUCAUGUUCUGAAUGUGGAAAAUGUUUUAGUAGUAAGGCAAUUCUUGUUAUACAUCAAAGAACUCACACAGGAGAGACACAGUUUGCAUGUUCUGAAUGUGAAAAAUGUUUUGUCAAUAAAACAAAGCUUGUGCUUCAUCAGAGAACGCACACAGGAGAGAAACCAUUCUCAUGUUCUGAAUGUGGAAAAUGUUUUAGUAGUAAGGCAAUUCUUGUUAUACAUCAAAGAACUCACACAGGAGAGACACCGUUUGCAUGUUCUGAAUGUGGAAAAUGUUUUGUCAAUAAAACAAAGCUUGUGCUUCAUCAGAGAACGCACACAAGAGAGAAACCAUUCUCAUGUUCUGAAUGUGGUAAAUGUUUUAGUAGUAGAGACACACUUGUUGGACAUCAGAGAACGCAUACAGGAGAGAAACCAUUCUCAUGUUCUGAUUGUGGAAAAUGUUUUAGUCGUAAAGAAACUCUUGUUAUACAUCAGAGAACUCACACAGGAGAAAAACCAUUUGCAUGUUCUGAAUGUGGAAAAUGUUUUGUCAGUAAAACAAAGCUUGUGCUUCAUCAGAGAAAGCACACAGGAGAGAAACCUGUAUCAUGUUCUGAAUGUGGAAAAUGUUAUAGUAGUAGAGACACACUUGUUGCACAUCAGAGAACUCACACAGGAGAGAAACCAUUUGCUUGUUCUGAAUGUAGAAAAUGUUUUAGUAGUAAGGCAAAUGUUGUUAUACAUCAGAGAACUCACACAGGAGAGAAACCUUUCUCAUGUUCUGAAUGUGAAAAAUGUUUUAGUAGUAGAGGCACACUUGUUAAACAUCAGAGAACUCACACAGGAGAGAAACCUUUCUCAUGUUCUGAAUGUGGAAAAUGUUUUAGUAGUAGAGGCACACUUGUUAGACAUCAGAGAACUCACACAGGAGAGAAACCUUUCUCAUGUUCUGAAUGUGGAAAAUCCCUGAUCUGGUUCUCAAAUCUUGUUACACACCGGAGAAUUCACACAGGAGAGAAACCUUUCUCAUGUUCUGAAUGUGCGAAAAGUUUCACCACUAAACUGUCUCUUGAGACACAUGAGAGAACUCACACUGGAGAGAAACCUUUCUUAUGUUCUGAAUGUGGGAAAUGUUUUGGCAGUAGUGCAAAUCAUAUUAGACAUCAGAGAACUCACAACGAAAAUAAACCUUUUUCAUGUUCUGAAUGUGGAAAAUGUUUUGGCAGUAAAUCAGGUCUUAUUGCACAUCAGAAAUAUCAUAGAGGCGAGAAGCCAUUCUCAUGUUCUGAAUGUGGAAAAUGUUUUAGUUGGCACACACACCUUCUUAAACAUCAGAGGACUCAUACAGGAGCGAAGUCGUUCUCAUGUUCUGAAUGUGGAAAAUGCUUUGUCUGUAAAUCACUUCUUGUUGCACAUCAGAAAACUCACACAGGAGAGAAAAUCUUCUAAUGUUCAGAAAGUGGAAAAUGUUUAAUCAGUAAACCUAAUCUUGAUGCACACCAGAGAACUAAAACGGGAGAAACGUUUCCCUUGUUUUUAAUGUAAGAGAAAUAUCUUAGA
Messenger RNA from Pelobates fuscus (common spadefoot toad), 3557 nucleotides. Its product is annotated as zinc finger protein 585A-like. Gene Ontology annotation, molecular function: DNA-binding transcription activator activity, RNA polymerase II-specific; RNA polymerase II cis-regulatory region sequence-specific DNA binding. NCBI's taxonomy places the organism in Eukaryota, Metazoa, Chordata, Amphibia, Anura, Pelobatidae. The transcript has 8 exons. Gene Ontology annotation, cellular component: nucleus. Bases 228 to 3446 code for a protein of 1072 amino acids. Gene Ontology annotation, biological process: regulation of transcription by RNA polymerase II. The record is from RefSeq and is a predicted model, not a curated record.